AUGCCUCCCCCUCCCCUAAACCUUACCACUUUCAGAGUUAAAAAAGUCUUUACCAAUGAUAUCAAUGAUGGUUAUAUUAGCGGCGCAUCAGCAAACGACCGAAGCGCUAUAGAAUCAAUAUCCAGUGGUCCCUCCUCAGGUUUCCCGUCCAACCUCGAGAGGAGUGUCACCUCACCUAUUCUCGAACGUCCUCUUCGCAUAAAACGUAGAAUCAAAAAAGUUAUCCCGGUGGUACCUAUCAACAAUGAAUUAGAAUCCGAAUCCUCCCAGCCCAUUCAAACCCCUCUUAUGGAAUCAGAUUCUCGCGGUCUUUCCGAAACCUCCUUGAUCAUGAACCUUGACGGUUCUGUCAAGUCACCUCAUCGCAAACCCGCCCUGAUCAUCAGAAGAAAAACCAAGAAAACUGCCCCGCAGGAAUUUGACCAGGAUGCAGUGGACGCCGAAUCAAGCAACCCCAGUCAACCCCCUUGCGCAGAACCAGAGCCUGUCCUUGAAGCACUCCCAACCUCCAAACGUCGCUUGAAGCAUCGCGGAUUCGCAUUGGCCCGUGGUCAGGACUUGGAAGAAGCUAUGCGGAAUUGGUCGGCAGUUGAAGCUGAGCCUGAUCUCACGACUGAAAAAGUAGAAGAAGCUUACGAAUCUGACAGUGUAUACUCGCAAGCAAGUGAAUAUUCUCAUUAUGGUGAAUCUCUUGUUGAUCCCUGGUUAAAUACUAAGCGUAGAAAAUCAUGA
Melampsora larici-populina 98AG31 is the source of this 732-nucleotide messenger RNA. RefSeq lists its product as uncharacterized. The record is from RefSeq and is a predicted model, not a curated record. NCBI's taxonomy places the organism in Eukaryota, Fungi, Basidiomycota, Pucciniomycetes, Pucciniales, Melampsoraceae. Bases 1 to 732 code for a protein of 243 amino acids. The transcript is spliced from 4 exons.